Messenger RNA from Girardinichthys multiradiatus, 2263 nucleotides. RefSeq names its product coagulation factor VII. The transcript has 11 exons. The record is from RefSeq and is a predicted model, not a curated record. Gene Ontology annotation, molecular function: serine-type endopeptidase activity; calcium ion binding. The coding region runs from base 100 to 1590 and encodes 496 amino acids. Gene Ontology annotation, cellular component: extracellular region. NCBI's taxonomy places the organism in Eukaryota, Metazoa, Chordata, Actinopteri, Cyprinodontiformes, Goodeidae. Gene Ontology annotation, biological process: proteolysis; blood coagulation.
CCAAUAAACAAUCCAGUCACUCUUUACCUGAGCCACAGGUAUUCUUCCUCAGAAGGUGACCUCCAACUUCCUGUCUUUAACGACCCUGAGGAGGCAGACAUGUCGUUCAUGCUGUUGACUCUAGCCUUCCUGCUGAGCUGCUCCAUGCUGGUCCAAUGUUCAGUCUUCCUCGACAAGCUAUCUGCUGUGCAGGUGCUGCAAUCCUCCACUAGGAGGCGACGUGCCAACUCCUUCUCUCUGGAAGAGAUGUUACCAGGAAACCUGGAGAGGGAGUGCUAUGAAGAGCGCUGCUCCCAAGAGGAGGCAGCUGAGAUCUUUAAGACCCACGAAACCACAAUGGAGUUUUGGUACAGAUACAAAAAUCUGAAUCCCUGUCACACCAACCCCUGUCUUAACGGAGGCAUCUGCACUCAGGACCGAGAAGACUUUCUGUGUCUUUGUCCUCCUGGGUUCCACGGCAAGACCUGCAACUCAGAGGUGUCAGAGUGUCGCAAUAGAAAUGGUGGCUGCCUGCAGUACUGUAAAGACCUGACAGGGGGCGCUGGUGUUCAAUGUGGCUGUGCUAAUGGAUUUAAACUGGAGACUGAUGGAAAGACCUGCACACCAACAGUGGAGUUACCCUGUGGCAGACAGCAGAGGACAGGGUUGUUCUAUAGUCGCUCCUUGUUGGAUCUCUCUGAAGACACAAACCUAACCAUGGCAAUGGACACCAUGUUGGACUAUAACAGCACAAACAGUGAAGUUCAUGAACACAACAAAACAGAAUCGUCUGAGGAGCCCAUGACAACAAACUCAACAUUAGGUGCGACAAGUGGAAACAAGACUGAGCUGGGGGGACAAGUGGAGCAGGAUCGAUCUCAUCGUAUCGUGGGAGGAAACCUGGAGAGUAGAGGAGGAAGUCCCUGGCAGGUUCUGAUCCACAGGUCAGAUGGGUCUGGGUUCUGUGGAGGAACCCUGGUUUCAGAUCGAUGGGUCCUUUCUGCAGCUCACUGCUUCGAAGACUCUGCAGACCACGUCACUGUAGGCAACUAUGAUAAAAAACGUCUUGAUCCAGGCGAGCAGACGAUAAAGAUCCAGGAGAUCAUUGUCCAUCCACAUUUCCACACCUUCACCUUCGAUAGCGACAUCGCCCUCCUCUACCUGGCCGAGCCCGUCAUCAGGGGCCCCACAGCAGUACCAGCCUGCCUGCCGGACUCCCACCUGUCAGGAUAUCUGCUGAGGGACGAGACCCGGGGCGUGGUAACGGGGUGGGGGGCCACUCAGUACCUGGGCAGCUCCUCCCGCUUCCUGAGGAAGGUGACACUGCCGGUGGUCAGCGACCAGGCGUGUUCUGCCUCCACUGAACAGGUGAUCACAGACAACAUGUUUUGUGCAGGUUACCUAGACACCAGCAUGGACGCCUGCAGCGGAGACAGCGGCGGCCCGUUUGUGGUCCACUACAGAGGAACUUGGUUUUUGACUGGGAUUGUCAGCUGGGGAGAGAAAUGUGCCGCUCAGGGAAAAUACGGCGUUUACACCAGACUGGGAAACUUUCUGAGCUGGAUCAAAGAUACCAUGCAGGAAGUGGACCAGAAUGGGACACGGAGAUGAUGAUGACCAGGGUUUUAAAUAAACCACACUAGGACCAUCACCAUCGGUCUGGAAGGAUGUGCAGAGGGUAAACCUGAAGGUUUCUGCAGGAUAAAAAUAAAGUCAGAACAUUGAGACAGAACCUCAGCAGGCAUUAGUGAGCCCUAUCACUUUAACACCCUGCUUAAGUCAAAUCAUUGUUUUCUGUCAGAGACACAGAAAGUUGUUUUUUUUGCUAAUUCGAGUGUUUUUCAAAAAAUUACAGGUUUUAGUAUAUUUUUGUACAAAUCCAUAGUUGAAAAGAAAAACUAUGAUUCAGUUCCUAACUGGAUUAAGGUUGGCUAACAUGCAAUACUAAAGCAGGAAGAUUGUUUAACUGCAAUGUUCUACAGGCAGCUGGAGGUGCAGGAUCCACUGUCAGCCAGAGCCGCACUCAGUACUCAGAACCCUGCAGACUGUGCAGCAGAACUCCGCUUCCACAGUUACAUUGCUGCAAUGCAUGAGUGCAUUUAGCAGCAGAAACCUGCAGGAGUGGUGGUGACUGCAGGUCGGUCCAUUUCAGCAAGUCACAUUAGAUCAUCCUGUUCACAAUUGUUGGAUGUUCAUGUACAAAGGCUUAAACAAAUAACUUUUUAUCUGUUUGCAAGAUCCACAACAUCUUAUUCUGCAUUUAAUAAAGAGUCAUUUCACUGCU